AUGGACCAAGUUACAGGUGCUUUGAACGAAGCUUUCGCGUUAGGCAAAAACAAAUUGGGCAAGCCGGAUACGGAAAAGCUAUCGGGAGAACACGCGUAUCAAGAUCCGGUCACUAAACAAUGGUAUACAGUGCCGGCUGGUAGUAGCGCUUCGGUGGUGUCUACUCAGAGUGGAUGGAGCUACCCACAAAGCUCGAGCGGACAUAGUCAGCAAUUUGGUGCUCCCAUGACCCCAACCGGAAUUCAUGGUCAAUGGCCCGACGGUUCCAGCGGAUCUUCAAGUUAUCUCGCUCCAGGACCGUCCGCCGCCCCCUAUGGAACUUCUCCCGUUGAUCAAUGGUCUGGCGCCCCCAACAGUUCUUCAGUCUACCCGGCUCUGACCGCGCCCAUUGCUCCCUAUGGGACUCCUCCCGUCAAUCAGGCGCCGUCGAGCUAUGGAGGACAGUCUCCUCCAGUUCAUUCUCACGAACCCCCUCCCUAUUCUUACGCUCCGUCUACUGCACCAACACAUCACUCGGUAUCACAAGGCUCGUACGACUCAAACGCUUUCCAAGGUCAACAGUACAUUACCCAUCAGCCCCUUCAGUUCGACUGGCAAGGUCAAAGUCAAACCCCUUUGUCCAAUACCAAUCUUUCUGAGCGACUUUGGGGGGAGGUCCCUCUUGAAGGGCAGCCCGCCCCAACUCAAUCACCAUUUCACCAAGAUGGCAAUGGACAAGGCUCGCAAGGUUAUCCGCCCAACCAAGCGCAACAGGGUGCCCAGGGGUUUCCUCCCGUACAAAACGUUCAGUGGGGACAACCGCCUCCUUCCGCGCAAUUUGGUCAGUACGACCAACCGCCGCCUCCGCCUGCGGGUCCUGCAUCGCAGCAGAAUCCUCAACCUGGAUACUGGGGCAAUGGCUCGUACUGACCAGAGGUGUAGUCGAAGUGAUAAAGACAGACCGAAUCUGUUGUAAUGCUAGGCUUGUUUUCCGAUUUAU
Molecule: messenger RNA, 979 nt
Organism: Filobasidium floriforme
Lineage: Eukaryota; Fungi; Basidiomycota; Tremellomycetes; Filobasidiales; Filobasidiaceae
Exons: 2
Coding region: 1-909 (302 amino acids)
Source: RefSeq, a predicted model, not a curated record